This is a messenger RNA of Antechinus flavipes (yellow-footed antechinus), 1492 nucleotides long. RefSeq names its product protein FAM50A-like. Bases 90 to 1172 code for a protein of 360 amino acids. NCBI's taxonomy places the organism in Eukaryota, Metazoa, Chordata, Mammalia, Dasyuromorphia, Dasyuridae. Gene Ontology annotation, biological process: chromatin organization. The record is from RefSeq and is a predicted model, not a curated record. The transcript has a single exon. Gene Ontology annotation, cellular component: nucleus.
GGCCCAGGGUGCCGCCAUCCGCCACUGCCAGGCUUAGGGUGCCGCCAUCCGUCACUGUCAGGCCCAGUGUGCUGCUAUUCGCUACCGCCAUGGCCCAGUACAAGGGUGCCGCCAGUGAGGCGGGCCGUGCUAUGCAUCUGAUGAAAAAACGGGAAAAGCAGCGGGAGCAAAUGGAGCAGAUGAAGCAGCGGAUCACUGAGGAGAACAUAAUGAAAUCAAACAUUGACAAGAAAUUCUCAGCUCAUUAUGACGCUGUAGAGGCUGAACUCAAGUCCAGUACUGUGGGUCUUGUAACCCUGAAUGACAUGAAAGCUAAGCAGGAAGCUCUGGUGAAGGAGCGAGAAAAGCAGCUGGCUAAAAAGGAACAAUCUAAAGAACUUCAGCUAAAGCUUGAGAAACUUCGAGAAAAGGAACGCAAAAAGGAAGAGAAGCGGAAAAUCUCUAACCUGUCCUUCACUUUGGAUGAUGAGGAGGAGCCUGAGGAAGAAGAGGAAGAUGCAGAUGAGGAAGAUGUAGAAUGGGAAAGCAAUGUAGAUGUGAACAAAAAUAGACAUGGUUCCUUUCUUCAAAGAGCUAACAGUCUACGUAGAGAAGCAAAUCCUGCAAAGAAGAGAAAAUUGGGGAAAAACCCAGAUGUGGACACUAGUUUUCUUCCUGAUCGUGACCGAGAGGAAGAAGAAAAUAGGCUCCGAGAGGAACUUCGGCAGGAAUGGGAGGCUAAGCAGGAGAAGAUUAAGAGUGAAGAAAUUGAAAUCACCUUUAGUUACUGGGAUGGUUCUGGACACCGAAGGACUGUAAAGAUGAAGAAAAGGAACACUAUACAACAGUUCCUUCAGAAGGCUUUGGAGAUCCUGCGAAAAGACUUUAGUGAGCUGAGGUCAGCAGGAGUGGAACAACUGAUGUACAUCAAAGAGGAUCUGAUUAUACCUCAUCACCACAGCUUCUAUGAUUUCAUCGUCACCAAAGCCAGAGGGAAGAGUGGCCCACUCUUUAAUUUUGAUGUCCAUGAUGAUGUUCGCCUGCUCAGUGAUGCCACAGUUGAGAAGGAUGAGUCACAUGCAGGAAAGGUGGUGCUGAGAAGUUGGUAUGAGAAGAACAAGCACAUCUUCCCAGCCAGCCGUUGGGAGCCCUAUGACCCAGAGAAAAAAUGGGAUAAGUACACUAUUAGAUAAGCACCUAUAAAAGAUAGCAUGUGAUCUGUCACCUCUCCUGCAUCCCCACAAACCCACUCCCUUUUUCUUAGGUGUGACAGAGAAAGUUAAUAGUUCCUUCUAACCCUCCUUUCCUCCUCCAUUGUGGGACUUCACCUUUCCCACUGGUUUUCUAAGUGUUUUUGGGUUCCCUAAGUCCUCUUGUUCACCUGGGAAGCUGACUUUGGGACUUGUACAGACUGGGUGGGGUUGUGGCAGAAUUGGUCCCUGCAUUUCUAUUCCCUGAUUCUAUCGUUAUUUACGUGUUUCUUGUUUUAAAAUAAAGUUUUGUGGCAGAAAAA